This is a messenger RNA of Peromyscus maniculatus bairdii (prairie deer mouse), 2411 nucleotides long. It is a transcript of the gene Mapk11, whose product is annotated as mitogen-activated protein kinase 11. Gene Ontology annotation, molecular function: MAP kinase activity; ATP binding. Gene Ontology annotation, biological process: protein phosphorylation. NCBI's taxonomy places the organism in Eukaryota, Metazoa, Chordata, Mammalia, Rodentia, Cricetidae. The record is from RefSeq and is a predicted model, not a curated record.
CCCACCCCCCACCCCGCUUUGCUCAGCGGUGCUCACGCCUGCUGGGCGUGGGGCGCGGGCCGGGUGCUGCGCGGGGCUCCGGGGCUCCGGGGCGCUCGCUCCAGCUGCCGCUGCGGAUAUGUCGGGUCCGCGAGCGGGAUUCUACCGGCAGGAGCUGAACAAAACAGUAUGGGAGGUGCCGCAGCGGCUGCAGGGCCUCCGCCCGGUGGGCUCCGGCGCCUACGGCUCGGUCUGCUCGGCCUACGACGCGCGUCUGCGCCAGAAGGUGGCUGUGAAGAAGCUGUCUCGCCCUUUCCAAUCCCUGAUCCACGCGAGGAGGACCUACCGCGAGCUGCGCCUCCUCAAACACCUGAAGCACGAGAACGUCAUAGGGCUUCUGGACGUCUUCACGCCGGCCACAUCCAUCGAGGAUUUCAGCGAAGUGUACCUGGUGACCACCCUGAUGGGCGCUGACCUGAAUAACAUCGUCAAGUGCCAGGCACUGAGCGAUGAGCAUGUUCAGUUCCUCGUCUACCAGCUGCUGCGUGGGCUGAAGUAUAUCCACUCGGCAGGCAUCAUCCACCGGGACCUGAAGCCCAGCAAUGUGGCGGUGAAUGAGGACUGCGAGCUCAGGAUCCUGGACUUCGGGCUCGCGCGCCAGGCCGAUGAGGAGAUGACUGGAUACGUGGCCACACGUUGGUACCGGGCGCCAGAGAUCAUGCUGAACUGGAUGCACUACAACCAGACAGUGGACAUCUGGUCCGUGGGCUGCAUCAUGGCUGAGCUUCUCCAAGGAAAGGCCCUCUUUCCAGGCAAUGACUACAUCGACCAGCUGAAGCGAAUCAUGGAGGUGGUGGGCACACCCAGCCCUGAGGUUCUGGCAAAGAUAUCCUCGGAGCAUGCCCGGACAUACAUCCAGUCUCUGCCCCCCAUGCCCCAGAAGGACCUCAGCAGUGUCUUCCAUGGAGCCAACCCUCUGGCUGUAGACCUCCUUGGAAGGAUGCUGGUGCUGGACAGUGACCAGAGGGUCAGUGCAGCUGAAGCCUUGGCCCAUGCAUACUUCAGUCAGUACCAUGAUCCUGACGACGAGCCAGAGGCUGAACCCUAUGAUGAGAGUGUUGAGGCCAAGGAGCGCACGCUGGAAGAGUGGAAGGAGCUUACUUACCAGGAAGUCCUUAGCUUCAAGCCUCUGGAGCCAUCACAGCUGCCUGGCACCCAUGAGAUUGAGCAGUGAAGCCUGAGGGGAGGCCUGGGCCUGCCCCCUUUCCUCAGCUUUCCAGUUUUCCUCAAGAGGUGCCUCUCAGGCAGCCCUGGCACGUAACCUGGGACCCUUUGCCUUGAGAAAACGCUACACAUCUAACACACAUGAAUGCACGGAUGUGUACAUAUGCCUGCCAUUAUGUGUUGGAGUCCAGGCAGUAGUGUUUUCUGGGCCUACCUUGGUCCACCCAGGUUCUCCUUGGGACCUCCGGGGGGGACCUGAAUGUGUCCCUGUCUGGAAUCUCUUCUGCUCUGAAGACUCUGGAUUGGGAGGAAGGCAAAUGGGCCAUGGCCCCCGAAGACUCUGAGGGGGUGGGUGUCACAGUGGUUGGAGCAGCUCAACCUGGAAGUGAGUGGCUGAAAGCUGAGGCAGGGCCUGUGCCCACCACCCAACUGAGUGGAGUUUCCCCUGGGGGUGGCAAGGCAGAGACCAUCACCAGGUAUCUAAUCAGAAAAGCCAGCUGCAGCGUUGUGUCUGCCUGUGAUAUGUGGACAAAUGGGCAUGAGUGUAUGUUCCUGGUGUACAUAUCAGAGCAUAUGCAGGCAGGUGCUGGUGUGUAUGAAUCUGUGAGCACCCAAAGGUCAGCAGCCAUUUCUGGUAGGGCACCUAAGAUGGAGACACUCUUGCCUCCCCUUCCCCAAGUUCCUGUUACCUAAUGGGUCUUGAGACCCAGUUGUGAACUAGACUAAGGCUCGGAGAGGUGCCAAGAUCCAUUCGUUUGAGCCCAAACCAGGACCUUUCUGCCAGGGUGUAGGAGCUGCUGCAGGAUCCUGGGGCACAAGGACACAAUGCCUGCUGGGAAGCUGAUGAAAGAGGGGGGGGGGUCUAAUCUCAAGGAUGCUAGGUGGACAGCGCCCAUGAAUAUGCACUUGGACAGUCUUGCUCCUGGACCUUGAUUCAAAGCUGACAAACGUCUGUCCACAUUCUACCUCCACCUACCCUUGUACCUCUGCAGCUGGUGUGGGGUGCUGUGGUCUGUGGGGCACCCCUCAUCUCCCCGUUCCCCAGAGAGGAGCUGACCAAGUAACUUUGGAGGUAGGGCGCUGUUGGAAGGCGGGCUGGCGGUGUGGCUCCUCCCCGAAGAGAUGAUGAACUUCUGCUAUCAGGGAUCAGGGGGCUCUGGAUGUCAAGUGCCUGCACUUAGUGUGCACAAUAAAGGGGUUUCCCUGUU